GAUCCGCAUACCUUCGCCAUUCCUUCGUCCAUUAUGCCAAUCGUUCAAUCGUUUCUCACUGUCUUGCUAGCAUUCAUCGCGUAUGUAGCAGCACGAAGUCAUGGCGAGCACUCACAGUCUCCCGAGAAGAGAGCUUUGCCAGCCUACGCACAGCGAAACCUCGAAACGAUCCAGAAGAUUUACAACAUCACAGUAUACCCCAACAACAUCCAAAUCGUAAACGAAGGGGCAAAAGCAGUGCCUGCUGGCCUUUUCAACGAGAAGGCCACAGGCAGAGUAAAUCCAGUCGGCAACUUUUCGGGAUUUGAUGAUUCGAUCGAAUACUUCUUCGCCCUAGCUCCAGUACCACAGGAGGAGCAAGGCUUGGCCUUCUACAAGGCUGAGGUGGUAGAAUUUACCAGCGGCUGUCCUGAGGUUGCUACGUCCCUGGUCUAUCUGCGCACGGGUCAUGUUGAUCCUAAGACUGGGAAGCUUGACGAUAGCAAGCCAAAGACGACACUGGCGCAGGUCGCCUUCUGGCGCUUCGACGACCAAGGGAGAGUCCUAAAGUAUCAUGCGUGGAUUCCCAAUCUCGAGAAAUGGACUCGCGUAGCUAUCGGACAGGACUUCACGAGCCUUCUUACACAGAAAGUCACAUCGGCGGUGUUGUGCCCAACCAUCCAGAAGCAAUGUUCAGGCAAGAACAAGCAAUACGACAAUACUCUUACUUGCAUUGCAAAGUUGGAGACGAAGCCUUUUGGUAGUUUCGACGAGGCGUGGGGCGACAACAUCGCUUGCAGAAUUAUUCAUCUUAUCUUGACGAAGGUCAGGCCCGAGGUUCACUGUCCACAUGUCGGACCUCAUGGAGGAUCACCUCCCGAUAACUACAAGUGCGUCGAUAUUGACUAUUCGCUGGAGUACUUCAACGAUGCGGAACUCUUUGGAUCUCCAGAAGGUGACGUGUUCACCUGCGGCGGCCCAUUGUUAGGAGCCAUGAAGAUGCUGUAG
This is a messenger RNA of Pseudocercospora fijiensis CIRAD86, 987 nucleotides long. RefSeq lists its product as uncharacterized. The coding region runs from base 34 to 987 and encodes 317 amino acids. NCBI's taxonomy places the organism in Eukaryota, Fungi, Ascomycota, Dothideomycetes, Mycosphaerellales, Mycosphaerellaceae. The transcript has 3 exons. The record is from RefSeq and is a predicted model, not a curated record.